CUUAUCGAAAUUAUAAGAAUAGACCUGAAUCAUUAGCAACCCAAGCUUGGAAUGCAAUAAGAAAUGAUAAUACUCCAGAUAAUAAGAAAUUUUUAGGUUUAACUCAACAUAAAAUAAAAAAUCCUCAGACUCGAGAGCAAUUUGAUCAAUGGC
Molecule: messenger RNA, 153 nt
Organism: Ambispora gerdemannii
Lineage: Eukaryota; Fungi; Glomeromycota; Glomeromycetes; Archaeosporales; Ambisporaceae
Source: the annotation of a GenBank genome assembly